UUUUUUGUAGGGCGUGACCCGUUUCUGCGCGCCUGACUCCGCCACUGGCUCCAGCAUGUAGGCCCGGUGCGCGCAGGCUCGACCCGGCCGAGCGGUCGGAGGGGGCGUGACGCGCCGACAGUGUGUGGCGCCGAGCCAUGAGCAGGGUCGCCGACGCCGACUGCUUCUUCGGGGGCCGCGAGGAACUGCUCUCGCCUGAUGAUAGCAUGAACGCCUGCUUCACGGCGUUUGACAAAGACAGGGACAACCGGCUGAGUGUGGUGGAGUUCGGUGGCCUAUGCAGGGCCCUGUUCCGAAACGAUGCUGGCAAGCCCUACCUCCUGGAGGCCAGGAAGCUGGCCGAGAUGUUCAGCGUCUUCGACAAAAACGAGGAUGGCUACAUUGACCGAGAGGAGUUCAAGAUGUGCUGGAGCAAAUGGAUCAAAACGGUAGUUCGGCCGGUGUCGGCGUUCGUCAUUGUGGAUGUGCAGAACGACUUCAUCUCGGGGUCGCUGGCCGUCUGCAACUGUUCCGCUCAGCAUAAAGGCGAGGAGGUUGUCCCAGUCAUCAACGAGGCUUUGGACACCAUCAAGUUCGACGUCGUGGCCUACUCGAUGGACUGGCACCCGAACAACCACCUCUCCUUCGUCACAAACGUCGCCAAGUACCCGAUGCAUCCGUCGUCGAAGGUGAAGGCGGCGGAUGCCAAGUUGUACGACAAAGUGGUCUAUGAUGGCGAUCCGGUCAAGGAGCAGAUCCUGUGGCCGCCUCACUGCAUCCAGGACUCGUGGGGGGCCGAGCUGCACCCCGACCUUAAGAUCGUGGACAACGCCCUUUGGAUCAAGAAGGGCUACGACCCCGAGAUUGACUCGUACUCAGCGUUCUUCGACAACGCCAAGAUCUCGGACACGGGUCUGAGUCGACAGCUGAGACAGCGUGGGGUCACCGACGUCUUCGUCUGCGGCAUCGCCACAGACGUCUGCGUGGGAGCCACCGCCAUUCAUUCUCUGGAGGAGGGCUUCCGAACCAUCAUUAUGGACGACGCGUGCCGGGGGGUCAGCGCCGAGGACAUCGAGACCCUCAAGCAGGACAUCAUGAGAAACAGUGGAGUCAUCGUCGCCACGUCACAGGUGAAGUCGAUGGUGCAGGGCCGCGACCGCCGGCCGGAGCUGGGCUACAAGCUGGCGCUGAUGCUGCGCGACGCUCGCCCGUGCUAGGCGGCGCCCUAGUCGCACGCUCCAGGCCGCACGCCCGGUAGAGGCGAAGCAUGGCUGGCAGCCGGCGACAGAGCACGCGCCGCCCAGCCCGCUAGACUAGGAGACGGGACCCUUCUUCAGUAGGAGUCUGGUGGCACGGACGGUGGUUCGCUGACGGUGCGGUAGAUGAAGGCAAAAGGAACGCUGGCUGGGUAAUGGUAGUCGGGUCUCAUCUCGCAGGCGUACUCUUCCUUUUCGCCCAUGGUAGUCCAGUGUAUUACGGUUGUGCACGUCAUGUUUGCAACGUUGCGUCCGUCCGAUUCGACGUUUUUUGCUGUUAAAGUGAAAGUUCGUCCGAACUCUGUCUGAGUUGACGCGUUUCAUGCUAUGUGCACGCAUUGGCGUCAUCUCUUGGGGGUUUCUAAUGAUGCAGCUCGAGCUUGUGCAGAGGCUAUGCAAUUGAGGUUCAAUAUCAGUUCGCCUGCCGAAGCUGGACGGCACAGACACUCGCAGUGAUAUGACACAUUCCACAUUGUUCAGAUUCUGUUCUGCCUUCGUGUUGCCACCAUAUACAUCGUAAAGCACGC
Pollicipes pollicipes is the source of this 1762-nucleotide messenger RNA. RefSeq names its product Nicotinamide amidase. Gene Ontology annotation, molecular function: calcium ion binding. The record is from RefSeq and is a predicted model, not a curated record. NCBI's taxonomy places the organism in Eukaryota, Metazoa, Arthropoda, Thecostraca, Pollicipedomorpha, Pollicipedidae. The transcript is spliced from 9 exons. The coding region runs from base 138 to 1196 and encodes 352 amino acids.